Stegostoma tigrinum is the source of this 3711-nucleotide messenger RNA. RefSeq names its product NKAP domain containing 1 (gene nkapd1). Bases 196 to 1113 code for a protein of 305 amino acids. The transcript has 6 exons. The record is from RefSeq and is a predicted model, not a curated record. Lineage: Eukaryota; Metazoa; Chordata; Chondrichthyes; Orectolobiformes; Stegostomatidae.
UCCCCGAGGGCAACGAACAAAACAUCACCGUCGUCCCAGGAGGGAUGAAAAAAAAGUAUAAAACCCUUCGUGACGGACGAUUAAAAUCUUUUGUCUGAAUGGUGACCCCCCUCCCCCCGGUUUCAAUUUUGUCGAUGUAGCUCGUUGAUCAUUUCCAGCUUCCCCAAACCGACACCCCAAAGCAGAACAGCCACAAUGGCUCGAAUUCCUGUGGGCAAAGUUCUUCUACGAAACGUCAUUCGUCACACAGAUGCACACAACAAGAUUCAAGAAGAGUCAGAGAUGUGGAAAAUUAGAGAAAAAGAGAAGCAAACACGUGAGAUGAGACUUUUCCAGCGAAGAAGGAAAUCCUGUGAGAGUUUGCCGGGCAAUAGAAUGCGCUGUGAUGGGUACGAUGAAGAGGAUGAGGAGAAAGAGAGAAAAGCAAACUCUGCUGCUCGUAAGCCAUUGACCACUCCACAAGAUGAGCGUGAAACAAGAUACUGGACAAAGAAGCUGUAUGAGUUUGAAGCAAGUGAUCCGAACAGGUGGGGCCACAGUGGCUACAAAGAGCUUUAUCCAGAGGAAUUUGAAUCUGAGAGUGACCAUAAAGAUAGCAGCGAUGAACGCACUGCCAAUGGAACAAAAGCCAUAUGCUUGAAGUCUUCAAAAUCAAACUCGCGAAAACGCAAGCGAUCAAGUAAAUCAAAUAAAAAGAAACGCAAGAAGAAAUCUAGCAAAAAGAUGAGGAGGAAGAAACAUCUACGGAGCAGUGAUUCUUCAAGUGACAGUGAAAGCUCAGAGGAGGUGGAUUCUGAUCAGAGGAAAAGAAGGAAAGCGAAGAAGAAGCACCAUAGAAAAACUACGCGAAAGCAGAAAAAGUUAUCAUCCACCUCCUUUGAAAGUGAAAGCAAUUCGUCACACAGCAGUGAUUCAGACACAACUAGCAAAGAUGAAAGUGAUUCUGGGAGUCAGCUGGAGAAAAGGAAAAAGAAAAGAAAGAAAAAGCGUCACAGGAAUAUUCCCAAAGAUGAUGGUGAUAAAGAAAUAAAAAAUAGCCGAAAGAAGAGAAAAAACUGGAAAAUAGCACACAAUGAUACUUCAGAUGACAGUGGAGAAGAUGACUUGAAUUAGAUUUGUACCUUGAAAGUCUGUUCUCGAGUUCUUAAGGAAAUUACUUGAAUCGUGUAAACUGAGUCAGACUAAGAACAUAAUUUUGGUUUUACUGACUUAGUUCAAAAAUUGUUUAGUGCUAGUUAUGAAUUUACAUUUUGUGCUUCAGGAUAUCGUUGCACAAAGCAGGCCGUACUCCAGAAAGCUCUUUCACUUGGUGUAAAAGUCUACUUUAUCUAUGUACCACUGCGCUGCCGCCGUAAGUGAUAAGGUGUGGGAUUAAGAGUUUAGGAGCUAGGCCUGUCCGAAGCAGAACCAGUGACAAGUUGCUCAAAAGCUGCUUAUCUUCUCUUGGUUAUGAAUGCUUUUCUGUACCACACCAAAAUUCUGGAAAGAUAUUGUCGUUGACUUCAGAGUUACCUGUAAUAUAUCAAGCUCUGUGUCUAAUUUCAUUUUGCAGAACUGUUCGGUCAUUCCAAACAGGCAAAGUCCAUGAAGUUGCUUAGCACUUAAAACUGCACUCUGCAAUUUUGUCACUAUCAUUUUGCUGGGAACUUGAGCUGUUACUUCUAGAAAGGUGGAGAUUAUGGCAACCUAAGUGAUCUUUGUUCUGGUUUGUAUAAUCUUUCUGACUUGAGCUAUAUCAAUUGUCAUUUCCCUGAUGCAGUGGAAUUGCUUUUUGUUUAAGAAGAGGCGGUAUGAAGCAAAAUUACGAUUGGUGAGAAGAAGGCAAGAUGAUCUUACUGAUCGUGCAAUGUGCCCAGCUGCUGAAACUUGAAUAGGUCAGCCUGCACAAUAAUGAAAGUCUGCAGUCAGAGAGAUUUUGAUACUGUGCUCCUGAAUGGCAGGAUUUGCUUUUGAUUGAACCAAGUGCUUGCAGCUCUCUCUGCAAUCUAUAUCCUUUGAUCCAUUCAGUGAUUAUAUGCGAAAGAGCACUGCAGCAGCUGUGUAGUUCCCUAAAAGCUCCAAACCCCAAUCCCUUGAAACUCUAAUCAUUUGAUUGACUGAUUUCUGUUUUUAUUACUUACACUUAAUUAUCUUUGCAAAAUCCACAGAUUUUAGAACAAUGAUUAACUAAAAAUGGUCAAAGUAAAAGCAGAGAUGAUGGGCAACUUCUUUUAAUGUGUUGGUUUAAUGAAGUACUUUUUUUCAUUUUUAUCUUUCAGACUAGAAGAAUUUUCACUUCUGGAGUGUUUUUUUCCCUUUAGUUUUCUUUCUGGCUUAUGGACACAGUUCAGUGGGUACACUGCUCACAGGGCCAUUUCUUAUGCCUUAGCCUGUACAGUAAAUAUUGGCAGAUAAUAUAAACAUUUUAUUAACUGUAGCUGAGCCCAAUCAGAUGUUCACUUAAUGCACACACACAUGCACUUUCCAAAUGGUGUUUUGAAUCAAGAAUCCAUAAAACUCGGGGAUGCUGAAGCUUGCAGUGACCCUCUCACCUGCUAUGCUGCCUACAAUCAUGAACAUCACUCAAAAUAUAAAGAUCUUCUGGUCUUUGUAGCUUUUUUUGUUGAUUUGUUGAAGACUUAAUAGUGUGAGCUUUUUCCAUACUCGAUUAUUGUUUUUCCCUACCCUUUCUUCCCCAGGUUCUUCUGAUUGUCAGGUUCUUAUGGGAUAGAGUUGAAGGAGCAUUGGUAGCUCUCAGGCUGUUCCACCCAAUAAUGAUUUGUUGUGCAAGGCUGGACAGAAGAUGUCGGCGGGCUGCUUGGAUAUACAGCUCCAGAAUGGUUUUAUUGUGAUUUGUAAGAACUGACCUGCCCAUUAGUUACAUAUUGAAUGAACUAAACAGUGAGCCUGUAACCUUGUGCUGUUAGUCUUGAAAUGAUCCUGAUUUGUCUUUUGAUUUCUUGGGAAUUAAGUGUAUGUCCCAGUGUGGUUGAAUUAAUUCUGAUUGAAUUAAAACUGCUGGAUUUUGAUGAAAAGCAUUUACUUCAAAUGACUAAGGGACUGGACAUAUUCUGAUUAUGGAGUUUUUUUUAAGUUCAUGACAUUUAAUGGGAACUGUUCUUUUAAUUUAAAAGUGGUGAAAUCGUUUUUGGCAGGGAGCAGCUAAUAUCUGCACCAAGUUUUUACAAAUCUCAGGCUCAGUGGGAACAGUAUUAAGGUUUUGUUCACAGAUCAUAGUAAUGCUUUUUUUUUCCAUUUUUUUCCUCCACCUGCUGAAGCUCUUAACCAGUAAAUAUUUUCUGCACCAAAACAUCCAGGUAAAUGUUGAAACCUUCGUUCUGGUGAGCCUUCAACAUCAGGGAAUUGAGCCUUAGUUUAAAAAUAUUCACUGCUUUAUGUACAAUUGGUGUAUCUAAGCCCUUGUUCUAUAAAUAGAACUGUUGUGGGUGCUGCUUGGUGAUAUGCAAAGUUAACUUUGGACUAUUUCUGCCAAUAUCUGUUGGUGUCGUCUUUUCCCAUGUUACUAAGUGACAGUUUUUUUAAAAUCCAUUUUGUAUUUAACCAUUAGUAUAUAUUAGCAUGAAUUUUGCUUAAUAAAUAUUUUAACACUUUAAGUUUUGUUGACUGCUAGCAUCCAUGAAUUGCAAACUUUGUAAGUACUGUUCACAAUUAAAAAGGCACAAACAGGACAUCAUGGGCUAUAUUCCUCACUUGUCAGGUGCCAUGAGAAAA